AUGGAAACAGAUACCGGUCCCAACUCCGAAACUCUCUUCCGACCAGUCAAGCGGAGAAAGUUCCUGCGCCGCAAGGAGAUCGAGCCCGAAGAGACACAAGAGGAGUCCCCAAUCGCAACCGCGGAGACCAAUCAGGAUGGCCAUCCUUCCGGAGCAAACGAUGCGAUUCCAUCUACGGAUUUCGCCCGUCUGCGACGACUGCAGCGAGGGCGCAAAGGUGGCAUCGAGUUCUCUACCACAUCUCGCCAAACCAGCGAUCGCACCGGCAGUCAAGGCGCAGGUGCAAUGGUAUCCGCCGAGGACCUCGAGAAUGAGAGGAUACGAGCCAUGUGUGACCGAUUUACAGUACAUACGGGUCAAACAGUCGAUGUCGACAAGCAUAUGAUGGCGUAUAUAGAAAACGAGAUGGCUAAGCGAUACCGGCCGAAGAUGCCUACAGAUACUACUGGCUCAGACGACGCUGCGUCUAACCGGACGACGUCGGAUGGAUUCGCAACAGCGGUAGCUUCGAAGCGUGAGCCUGCGUCCCUGGGUAAACUACAUGAGAUCGAUCUUGGCCAGGAAACGAAAAUGCAGAAUAUCGCAAGGACGGAAGCGGCUACAAGGAAGCUUGUGGGAGAGGACAUGUCGCCCGGCCUUGGAGAGUCCGCUUCCAGCACCGCUGGUGCGGGCAAGGCUGGGAGGCCGUGGCGUAAUCGGAAACGACGGAAUAGCGAAGACAUUGAGAGAGACCGGCUGGUGGAAGAGGUUCUGCGAGAAAGCAAAUUGGACGUCUAUGAUGAGCCAGAGGAGGAAGCUCCGGCAGACGAUCAAGCUGCUGAUGAUAGAGUUGCGGAGCAAUUCCGGCGAGACUUCCUUGAUGCCAUUCAGUCUCGCCGCCGCGUGGCACGAGCGAAGAAUACGAAGACAGCGGCCAAGCCCGAAGUCCCACGGGGCCCUAAACUGGGAGGGAGUCGGAGUGCGAGAGCUGCAAUGCGCGAAAGGCAAGAGAAAUCAGCCGGACGAAAAUGA
Molecule: messenger RNA, 1011 nt
Organism: Aspergillus clavatus NRRL 1
Lineage: Eukaryota; Fungi; Ascomycota; Eurotiomycetes; Eurotiales; Aspergillaceae
Product: telomere length and silencing 1 family protein
Exons: 3
Coding region: 1-1011 (336 amino acids)
Biological process (GO): mRNA splicing, via spliceosome
Cellular component (GO): spliceosomal complex
Source: RefSeq, a predicted model, not a curated record